Molecule: messenger RNA, 240 nt
Organism: Racocetra persica
Lineage: Eukaryota; Fungi; Glomeromycota; Glomeromycetes; Diversisporales; Gigasporaceae
Source: the annotation of a GenBank genome assembly
GUUGUCACGGAACUAAUUUAACAAUGGGAAAAAAUUUGCAUUUUCCUAGACAAUGCAAAUGGCCUUCGGAUCAAAAAACAAGUGAUUUACAACUAGCCAUUACAUCCGCUGGAACUAAUCGUAAUGAUACUGUUAUAGUUGGAUAUCUAUUGAAUUAUUAUUCUGAUAACGCGAUGAAUAAUGCUGGUUGGAUGACUACUGUAUCUCAAGCACUCCCAGACUUAUAUGAUCAUAACAUGG